GAAACAUUCACCUAAAGCUUUACUGACACCACCAACGUGGGAGAAACGGACCUCUCAACCCUUUGGCUUCCGGCGCGACAUGAGCGCUUCGCGUAUAAAGUUCAUUUCUAGCACGCCAGAUGCUGGACAUGCAAGAACGAAGCGCAAUCGUCAUGCGUGUGAGAGUUGUAGAAAACGCAAAAAACGAUGCCAACAUGAUUAUCACGCAUUACCAACAACAGCUGCGCUCCACAAGCCUAGAUCGGACAAUAAACGGCUCCCCCAAAAGAGGUAGAAGCUCCAGAGGAAUCUCAAGUUCUCCAAGUCGGUUCUAUUCUCAAGGUGCCGCAAAUGAAACCAGCCCCGCGGAGAAAGAGGUUGAGUCCCCUUCUAGCAAGACCAGAGGUUCUCCAGCUAGCCAGACCACCCCAAUUUCCCUAUCCGAAGACACGACGCCAGCUGCUAGGAGGCCCAAGGGAGGAGAUGGUGAGCCGAUAUUCUUUGGGCACCUCAAUCCAGAGGGAGCAUUCCUUGCGACGGCCGGACCCGGCGCAUCAGAGGCUUCUCAACAUGAUGACGGUCUCGGGUUUUGGGUACCACAAGAGUCGCAGAGCAACGUGAAUAAUGCAGUACAACCUACGGACCGAAGACUUGAUCCUUCAUCUGAUAGCAUUCCUGUUGGUAGAUCACAAGUUGCCACCGAAAGCUUUUGGAGCAUGGAAGUUCUUCCAACGCACCGUUGCUAUAAGUCUCUGCGAGCGAUUUAUUUCCGAGAAAUUCACCCUAUAUUCCCCAUAUUGAGUCCUGAGAUUGUACCGGAGAGCACCAAUAACAAGCUCUCUGUAGCGGAUACCUUGUUAAUUCAGGCACUUUGUAUCGGAGUAGCCACAAACACCGCUGCGAGACCUUACCUCCGCCUGGAGCAAACUGAAGGAGUCCUGGCACCGAGAGAAUUUGCGAGUCGUAUAACUAGAGCCAUAUCAGCUACACUUGCUAUGGCUGAGACCGCCGACCGACUUCUAUUGAUUCGUGUUUUUACCAUUUUGUCACUGUUUUCCGCAUUUUCAUCAGACAGUCAUACCUCUGCUGAAUAUGGCGCGCGAGCUGUCAGCAAUGUGCACACUUUACAACUCCAGCUAGAUACAUCUGGUGUACGAAAGGAUGAUGUUGCUGUUAGUCGGAUCUUCCUGUGUGUCUGGGUUCUGGAUCGACUCAAUGCAGCUUAUCAUUCAAGACCAUGUCUUAUGCAUGGGCAUGACAUGAGCCGAAACAUGAAUGCUUUGAUCGCUCAGCAGAAAGGUUGCUUUCGGGCGCUUCUAGUUCUGUCUGGCUUUCUUGACAAAGUCAUUGGGCUUUACAGACCGGUGUACAACGCAAAUAGUGGAACUGAUGAUUUCAGUAUUCCCAGCUUUGAAGAGGUGGUAGUAGAAGCCGAUGCAACACAAUGUCCAACUCAUUUGUUAGCCACACUUGAGACUCUAUACCACUGUGUAUCCAUGUUAUCCCACCGAUUUCAAUCACUGGAUGAUCCCGACCGCUCGUCUAUCUCAUACCUGCGGUCUAGCCUCUCAGCCACUCGUGUGACAAGCCUCAUGGGAACAACCUUUUUUCACCCACUCUCAAAUUUCCCUUUUGUUCCGUACUCCUUAUCGCUUGCGUUGCGGGUAGCCUACCGGGAGCUCAGACUCAGCAAAACGCCACUCUACCAAUCAAAGGCACGAAGUCAGCUGUUACUCAUCUGCUCGCUUCUCGAUGAACUCGGCGAAAACUUCACCCUUGCAGAGCGACUAGCUCUGCUUGCGGCAAAGGUAGUUCGCGAAAUGGACAAAGCAACUUCCUUGGUUCUCCAGGCCCGUCAAAUAGAUGCCGACCAGCCUGGAGAAUCGAGAUCUUUGGUGGAUGAAAACGAAAACGCACCUAGGAGCAGCGCUGCCCCCGAGUCAUCGGAGAUAUUCCCAACCAUGCAACAGGAUCAAUCCAUUACAGGUGAUCCAACUCGGCAGUACAUGCAUUCGGAAAUGCCUAACAUUUUAGAUUGCAAUGAUGGGCACUACAACAAAGAGAGCUACGAAGAUGUGUAUAAGCUACCGGACUUGCCUGACAUUUUCGAACAUUUCGACCCUGAAUUUAAUCUGGAGGCUGUUGAUCUUGCGCUGAUGCGUAAUCUUGAGCUAGAGGCUUUCUGUCUGUCUGUAUAA
Aspergillus steynii IBT 23096 is the source of this 2177-nucleotide messenger RNA. Its product is annotated as fungal specific transcription factor domain-containing protein. Bases 120 to 2177 code for a protein of 685 amino acids. The record is from RefSeq and is a predicted model, not a curated record. NCBI's taxonomy places the organism in Eukaryota, Fungi, Ascomycota, Eurotiomycetes, Eurotiales, Aspergillaceae. The transcript has 4 exons. Gene Ontology annotation, molecular function: zinc ion binding; DNA binding. Gene Ontology annotation, biological process: DNA-templated transcription.